GGUGAGGGGAACCGGCGCGUACAUUUGCGGAUUCAUGAUUGCGGCGGGUUGGGGGGAGUGUUGCGACAAGGCAAGAGGGAUGUCGGUUGAAGAGGGGACAGAUGGAGGGCGGCGGAGAAGGUUGGGGUGAAUUGGUGAUUUUUCGGCGACGUUGCUUUUCGUCCUCGGCGGUCCGUGCGUCGUGGCUUCCAGAUCUUUUGGUGUCAGAUCCUCAGCACCAGAGAUUCUCGACUUUUCGCUUUAUGGAAUCAUCACUCCCUUUGCCUGCUCCUUGAGUGAAGAGAGCUCGCACAAUGGCUCCUCAAGACAGCCGCGCCACAUUUCUCCGUAUCCCGUGGGCGGCUACGUUGUUGAAACAGCCCAACACCAUCUGCCGCGUGCCCAAUUCCAGAGAGUCCAAAUCGUCCACGGAGGAUUCUCUUUUCGCGGAAAUUCUGAAGGGGCCUCGCACCCUCCGAUCCUGUCUCGUCUUUUAUCAAAAACCCCCGGCCGACAAGGAGUGGGUGGAGGACGUGUCCGUCUUGUUCACGCUCGGCAACGGCAUGAAUGGGCAUCCCAAUGUCUUACACGGUGGCAUUGUCGCGGCCCUGCUCGACGAGGCAAUGGGCAUGCUGCAGGGCUGCAAUCACGAACGGCGCCACAUGUCUGCCGUGGCCAAGGGCAAGGCCGACGGCGAGCUCCCUCCGCAGCCCAAUGCGAGCUAUACGGCUACCUUUCAGAUCAACUACUUGAAGCCGGUGCAAACCCCGGGUGCGUUGAUUGUGUCUACGCGCUACCUGAAACGAGACGGCCGGAAGACGUGGGUGUACGCCGAAAUCAAGCAGCGGGAGAAUAUUGGAGAGGAUUAUGAUGGUGAUGAGGUGGUGUGUGCUACCGGGGAGGCGCUCUUUAUUGAGCCGAAGCCGAAGAAGAGCAAGCUGUGAGGACGUAACUUUGGAUUGAGGACCACAAUCUGCUGCUCGUGUGAAGUGCCUAGAUAUGGCAAGACGGCAAUGCAAGUGAUGGAGAGUUGCGACCAGCUCCAGCCGUUGGACUUGCAUUCAUUCGUCAUCCGGCAAGUUGAGACGCCCAUUCACCCUCUCUCGUGGC
Messenger RNA from Neohortaea acidophila, 1089 nucleotides. Its product is annotated as HotDog domain-containing protein. The record is from RefSeq and is a predicted model, not a curated record. The coding region runs from base 294 to 923 and encodes 209 amino acids. NCBI's taxonomy places the organism in Eukaryota, Fungi, Ascomycota, Dothideomycetes, Mycosphaerellales, Teratosphaeriaceae. The transcript has a single exon.